CACUCGAGAGACAGCAGCAAGUCUUAGUUAAGGCAUGAUUCAGAGAAAGGAAUUGGUGCUCUCUGUCCUCGGGGAGCUUCAGGAGGCCACUGAAUCCAUGGGUCUAGAUGCCCUAAUUAAAGUGGCCCUGGAAGUGGAGCAAGCCCUUGCCCCGUUCCAGCUCCCCACAGUACAGUCUUCUGAGAUCUCAUCUUGGUUGGGCAUUGACGCUGUGGCUCACAGACUGUACCCAGAAGAUGCACCAGUUGGCCUGCUUCCUUUGGCCUGUAAAGGAGAGGGCAAUCUACUGUUUGAUGCUGCUAGCAUGUUGCUGGUGGGCUCCACAAGCCUGAGCUUGGAGUUGCAGGUCAGAACGGUGGUGGAGAUGCUGUUGUGGAAGCAGUAUUACCUCAGUGGCAUGAUAGAUUCCAAAGUCAUGCUACAGGCAGCCAGGUUUUCUCUGUGUGCCGAGGAAUCCCAGGAUAUGCUUAAGCUGCCUGUACAGGUGCUGGAGGCCAUUUUUGAUGCAGAUGUCAAAGCUUCUUGUUUUCCCAACUCUUUCGCGAAUAUGUGGCAUAUCUAUGCCCUGGCCUCUGUCCUUCAGAGCAACAUCUACUCCAUCUACCCCAUGUAUAACCUGAAGAUCAGGCCCUAUUUCAACCGGCUUAUUCGUCCCAGAACGUGGCCCAAGCAGACUGAGCACAUGACGCUCCACAUUAUGUGGUCUGGUGAGCUUGAAGCAGGGUCCAUAUUUAAGCCGCACAACUUUGUGGCCUUAAUUCAUGCCAGUGACCUUAAAAUUGGAAGCCCCAGCAGCGAGCAGAGGUUACCAUCAGUAAAGUCCAUGGACCUUCCUAAUGACGACUCACAGCUGUCUUAUUCCACCCUCAAAGACAAGUUCAACAUCACAAAGAGCACCUUUUAUCGCUGGAGGAGGCAAAGCAUGGAGUACCAUAAGAAAUCUGUCGCACGGUAUGAGGCCAAACAUUUUUUCCAGGCCUGCUACAAAGAAGGGAAGCUAAUACCCCAGAACCAGUUCAGAGAAUUAUUCCCAGAAAUCUCCAGAUCUACCUACUACGCUUGGAAACAUGAGCUCAUGACCACCGGCAGCAUUGGCUCUGGAAGCUCCACCGGAGAGGUGAGCCCCAGAGAAAGCAACGAGCAAGACUACUGGUCAUCUCCAGAGAGCAGGAAGCCGUUCAACCAGGAAACCUUUUCCAACCUGGUAGCACUCGGUUCAGAGAAGCUUGAAGCAGAUCGGGCUCAGAAUGCAACAUUAAUGCAGGAGGCGAAGAAGAGCCUUCAGAAUUGCAUCGCCACGAACACCUCGUUUCCCUACAGAAUAUUCAAAAGGAAAUUCCCAGGAAUAUCAAGAUCCACGUACUACAAUUGGAGGAGGGAAGCCCUGUUACUUACGCCGUUCAAAGAUCAGUCAGGCAGUGGGGAGGAAAGCUCAGAUGUGGACAAAGCCCAGAGUCCCACUGAGAAGCUGUUACCAGGAGGUUUGCCAACAAGUCCCAGGAUGAACCACAGAGCCAGGCUCUCUAGAUGCAACCAGAAAAGUCUCAGACUGUUGUACUUCCAGAAGAAGAAGCUUAGAGAAGAGGCCAAAGCACAAGUACAGAAGACAAAGAUGUCAUUGUUUAAAUUUAAGCUGAAGUUCCCGUCCAUCUCCUCUUAUUACUACUGGCUUUGGAGGGAUAUGCUCAACAAGAAACCUCACAUGCAGCCUAAUCUGAGUUUUGAGAUGGAUGAGUCCAGAAAGGCUGAAGUUCAAGGAUUGAUGACCCAACAUGUAUUCAGGCAGGCGGAAAAUCCGACACGGUUCACGUUCGAUGUAAACAUGCAUUAUCUAAACAACCAGGCAGCGAGUCCCACGGAAUUAUCCUUGCCCAAAUACCCCUUGUCAGACAACAACAACAGUGAGCAAAUGUUUGUGAUGGAUGUUGUGGCAUUGGCCAAUUUCAAGGCCAAAGCUAAACUGUUUCUGCAGCAGCGCUUUGAGGAGAAGUCUUUCCCCACUUUCAAAGAGUUCAGGUCUUACUUUCCUCUCACUCCACGCUCUACGUAUUACAUGUGGAAACGGGCGCUGCAUCACGGUGUGCCAUUAGUUCAUGGAUAA
Molecule: messenger RNA, 2101 nt
Organism: Trichomycterus rosablanca
Lineage: Eukaryota; Metazoa; Chordata; Actinopteri; Siluriformes; Trichomycteridae
Gene: vrtn
Product: vertebrae development associated
Exons: 2
Coding region: 35-2101 (688 amino acids)
Biological process (GO): regulation of transcription by RNA polymerase II
Cellular component (GO): chromatin
Source: RefSeq, a predicted model, not a curated record